Molecule: messenger RNA, 2697 nt
Organism: Oncorhynchus tshawytscha (Chinook salmon)
Lineage: Eukaryota; Metazoa; Chordata; Actinopteri; Salmoniformes; Salmonidae
Product: calretinin
Exons: 11
Coding region: 101-916 (271 amino acids)
Biological process (GO): regulation of long-term synaptic potentiation; regulation of presynaptic cytosolic calcium ion concentration
Cellular component (GO): synapse; dendrite; nucleus
Molecular function (GO): calcium ion binding
Source: RefSeq, a predicted model, not a curated record
UCCGGCAGCGCGCAGGGUUGUUACAGUGUGGAUUGUGGACCUACAGAGAAAAAGUUUGCACGGGAUAUUCUAGCGCACAGGAGGAAAAGUUGUUGGGAAGAUGGCAAACAAACUACAGCAGCCUCCACAUCUUCAUCUGGCGGAAUUGAGCGCCACCCAGUUCAUCGACAUCUGGAACCAUUUCGAUACCGACGGCAAUGGCUAUAUCGAGGGCAAGGAACUGGAGAACUUCUUCAGGGAGUUGGAGAUUUCACGGAAAGGGGCCGGAGUGGACCCAUCAAACUCCACUUUCAAAGAGAAGAUGAAGGAGUUCAUGCAAAAGUUUGACAAGAAUGCAGAUGGGAGAAUUGAGAUGUCUGAGCUAGCUCAGAUUUUGCCCACAGAGGAAAACUUCCUGCUUUGCUUCAGAGAGUUUGUGGGAUCCAGUUCUGAAUUCAUGGCAGCAUGGCGACGAUACGAUACAGAUCGCAGUGGGUACAUUGAAGCUAAUGAACUGAAGGGAUUCCUCUCAGACUUGCUGAAGAAAGCCAACAGACAUUACGAUGACCAGAAGCUUCACGAGUACACACAGACAAUACUCAAGAUGUUUGAUCUAAACGGAGAUGGGAAGCUGGGCCUGUCUGAAAUGGCGAGGCUUCUCCCAGUUCAGGAAAAUUUCUUACUGAAAUUCCAGGAUAUCAAGCUGACCUCUGAGCAGUUCAGUGCUAUCUUCACAUUCUACGACAAGGAUGGAAACGGCUACAUUGAUGAGCAGGAGCUCGAUGCUCUGUUGCGUGACCUCUAUGAAAAGAACAAAAAGGAGGUGGACACCAAAAACCUGACUGGCUACAAGAAGAGCAUCAUGGCCCUGUCGGACGGGGGCAAGCUGUACCGCUCCGAGCUGGAGAUUGUGCUCUGCAGGGAGCCCAUGCUGUGAACCCUGACAACCAUCGCUGUCUGUUUUUUGACCUUCAUGACCCUAUCUGCCCAUCCCCAGAUCACACCCACCUCCAGCUGCCUGACGACUGUAACCAGGUGCAUGUGCCGGGCAUUCCCUUUAUGAGUUUUGAAUUAAUGUGCACUGAGAAGCACAAACCAGCUCUCCCUCAUGACCCCUGUCGACACUCUUCCCUACAGACUGACGUUGCCUUCGGCUCAAUCCCUAAACUCUACAUUUAACAAAAUGAAUAAAGAUAAUAAAAGGUACUUCUGCUAAUUAUGAUUGCAAUGUGAACAGGAGCGGAAUGAAAAUGAAUAUAAGAUGAUUUAUUCUCAAUGCUUGGUUUGACUUUCCUCUUCUCUUUUUCUCCCAAAUCCACCCUUUAAUUGGGACUUGCGACAGCAAACGUCCCACUCUAAAUCUUUGUCAUACUUCUGACUUUUUAUUAAUGGGACUUGCAUAAUGGGACUUGCGACAGCAAUAAUUAUUUCUAACUUCUAGUUAUUUCUAGAACGCUACACCUCUUACACAGUUUAAGCUAGAAACUUUAAAAUGCUUAGACAGGCCUGGAAUAGUGUGCUAUUAUACAACUUUUUGAUAACAUUUAUACUUGUUUAAACUAUUAAGCUUUUUGUUUUUCUUAUCCUCCUCCAUCAACUUUCAAGGGAUUUCCUCAACAUUCUAAAUGGGCCCAUUGUGACAUUAUGACACCAGUAGUCUAUAGGUCAUUAUCAAUAAAACGUCACAAUAUGGUGCAGAGCAUUCGAUUUGGCUGCUGGGGGCCAAGGAGCCCUCAACUCCGCUAAAACCAUUGACAACUGCGUGCCGUUUUCAAGGGAUAAAUGCUAUAAAUAUUUGGUUUUAAUAUAAUCUCCUCCUGAAGAGAGAGCAUAGUCAGAACUACACAUUUCCGAUUAUUCCACGUUGAGCUGUAUCAUCAAGAGUUAUAUAGAAAGUAACUGCAUGUUUUUCAUGAUCAGUAAACAUCAAUCGAUCAUGUAUGUUCAGAUACAUGAGGGUAGCCUAUCCAUUUGGCAAGUAGCUAGGCUAGCUAGCUAAGCAAACAACGUGUCAUUUAGCCUUUCUUCAUCAGAAAUUAGGCUUUUGGAACGAGCUUUAGAUCGGUAAGUCCUCGUCGUGGUAAAGUUGUCAGUUGGACUACUGUCAUCACCCCUAUAGAUGGCAAGCAAAUCAAACAAUAUUUGGAUAUAGCCAUCUAGUUUAUCCCCUGAAAGUUAGCUCGUUAACUAGCCAUAUUGACCUGAUGUGUUAUUAGCUAGCUAACCAAUUUGACGUUGUCCAUCAGUCAAUGUAGCCGCAAUCGUGAUUUAACAUUCUUAAAAACAAUGUUGAAAAGGGGAUAACGUUAGCUAACUUCGCUAGGUAGGACUAUGUUGGUUGGAGAAAAAAAGUACAUUAGGUCCACUUACAACCUAUGUUUAGACAACUGUACAACAUUUAUAUCAGUACGAUAGCUUUCAAAUUAAACAUCAGAUAACACUGAUCAUGAAAAGGAUGCAGUUACUUGCUGUAUAACUCUGAUGAUAGAGCUCAAAUGUGCGUAAUUGUUUUGCAUGGAAUCAUCGGAAAUGUGUAGUUCUGACUAUGCUCUUCAAGAGGUGAUGACAUUACAGCCAAAUAGUUAACAUUUAUUUAACAAUUCCGGAGCCGGGGGUCUCCUUGCCCCCCAGCAGGAAAAUUGAACGCUCUGCACCUUAUUGUGACGUUUUAUUGAUAAAGACGUAUUCUAUUCGGCAUAAACAAUGUCGCUUUUGACA